UAUUCUCAUUAUUGUAAUCCUCCAUGCUAUUCUAAAUACUAUCUUCACAUUUUUAGGAGUGUGUUUUAGAUAAGAUACUAUUAAUAAACUAUAAACAUUAUUGGAUUCCCAAGAUAGAGCUGAAUAAUUAUAUUGGUUCCUAACUGUGAUUGACAUUGUUAGUUGUCUUAUCUUCUAUUAUUUGGCAAUCUCAGCAUAUAGAACCAAAUCUUAUUUAAUGUAUUAAUUCCUACUCAAAUGGGU
Messenger RNA from Paramecium sonneborni, 243 nucleotides. Lineage: Eukaryota; Ciliophora; Oligohymenophorea; Peniculida; Parameciidae. The record is from the annotation of a GenBank genome assembly.